Molecule: messenger RNA, 1791 nt
Organism: Talaromyces proteolyticus
Lineage: Eukaryota; Fungi; Ascomycota; Eurotiomycetes; Eurotiales; Trichocomaceae
Exons: 4
Coding region: 1-1644 (547 amino acids)
Biological process (GO): positive regulation of transcription by RNA polymerase II; DNA-templated transcription
Molecular function (GO): sequence-specific DNA binding; zinc ion binding; DNA-binding transcription factor activity, RNA polymerase II-specific
Source: RefSeq, a predicted model, not a curated record
AUGGCUGCUUCCACUUGGAACCUUCCGACAUGUAAUAGAUGCCAGAAGAGGAAAAAGAAGUGUGAUAAAAUCCUCCCCAGCUGCGCGAAUUGCACAGAGGCUGGGCUGGAAUGUGUCUUUUAUGAAAAAGGCUCGCAAAGCGUCGUUUCGAGAAGUGCUAUUCAAAGUCUCGAAGAAAAAGCCCGGCAGCUUGAAGCCGAGCUAGUAGAUCUUCAAUGCAUCCAAGACUUGAAUUCUUUAAGUCGGCGUCCGAUCUCGCCUGAGUCAUAUACACAGCAGGGGUUGGCGUGCUUGCUGCCUCACGACCAUUCGUAUCGCCGGCAGGAUACCGCUCUAGGUCAACCCAGCUUUAUGGAAUCCUUUAGUCCAAGUUCGCGCUCGAGUUUCAGCUCAAAUUUUGUGGGACUCGAAAGUGCCGUGGACCUUUGCCUCUCUACUGCUGCAUUGGCUGGACUAAACACACUUGAUUGCGCUGUACCAGGCGGAACCUCGCUGCAAUUUCCCAGGUUAAACUUGCCUCUGUUGAGAUCAGAGAAGCUCGAUAGGUCAACGGUCGAACCAACCCUCAUACGUGGACUCGUCGAUGAUUAUUAUUUUCCUGUGCUGCAUACACUAUAUCCGGUGAUAGAACGUUCGCAGAUCGAACUCAAUGCCGGAUUUAAACAACUACCCCUGAAGAAACGUCUAUUUGUAAUACUUAUUGCUGCGAUCGCUGCAGCACAUAGUAGCAGGCGAGAUCAAUCUCUAUAUCCCACAGCCCUGAUUCUACGCAGCUGGGCGGAUGACCUAAUAUCCGAUGUGCUUGCACGGCAGGAUGAUGACUCGUUACAGGCAAUGAUACUUCUAACGCUCUACGAAUUGGUUGAUCCGAGAAGGAAGCUCAUCUGCCAUCUCCUGGGACUCACGUGUCGGAUGUGUAUCAGGCUUCGUUGGCACCUAAAAGAAGAGUCUAUCCUGUCAACCGCGGAGAUGGAUUUUUCGAAUCAUUUUUCUCAGUAUCCAUCGCCUCGGAGACGGAGACUGUUCUGUAUCGUCUACGAGUGGGAGAGCUUAGUUUGUCUUGCUUUGCAACGAGUAUCCAUUUUCUCCCCUGAUUUAGUGGAUAUGAGCUCGGCACAGGGGGUCAGCGUUCGAACUUUAUAUAUGGAAUUGGCUUUGCGACAAAAGAUUCGAGCUUGCUCAUCGCAUCAGUGUUUACUAGGCUGCGACUUUGUGUCAUUCGUCAAUGCAAAUCUAGAGCAUUCAGAAGGUGCCGAUAUCUUGUGGCUCUCCGUGUAUCUCAUGACGGGACAUUCUUGGGCGCAAACUGCUACCCACGAGCAAUACGUAAGUGAAUGGACAGAUCAGAUCUUACGGGCUGCUAUGUCACGAAUCAACACAUUGUUCACUGCACAGCGGCGAGGAUGUAUUGUGAGCAUCUGGCUCAGCACUUUUGAUGUUUUCACAGCAGGAACCGUUUUGCAUGAUAUUUCUUUGAGACAUCCCGCGGCUAUACAUCAUGAUGGCCUGAUUCAUGGCCUCUGGAACGCAUUGAGAAUGGCGUCGAGCCUUCUGGCCGGAUUUUCCGAGUUGUGGCAAGGUGCUGGGGUAUACAGAGAUGUCUUUGAUGCUAUUUCUAAUCGCGUAUUCGCUCUCAAGACAUGAUUUUUCCACACCAGAGACAUAAUCUAAGCCACAUCCGAGGAUCCCAUGCCCAUUACUGCAUUGAGGUACCUCUGGGCUGGUUGGCUGUGUCGGAGUAUUCCAUCAUGAUACUGCGUCGGUGAUUUCCGUCGGAGUGGUUCGAGACCC